CUCAACCGGCGGACGGUGGCGGUUCGGCCGAGCCGUGGCGUCCGGCUGCGACGGGCCGUGGCGGCGGGCCCGCUCCUCUGCUGACGGGACUGCUCGCCGUGCUGGGCACGUUGGCGCUGGCGGGCCUCGUGGUAGCUGUGCUCGUGCGGCGGCACCGGCGGCGGCGGGCAGCCCGGCGCGCGGCCGCCGGCUCUCUGCACAAGUGCAUGCAGCAGUACGUGACAAACCCCACCUACUACUCGUCAGCUCCGGAGACGCCGCUGCGAAAAGUGCUUCACGACGUCGAGAUAUCCGCCGACUGCAUCCGCUUCGUUGAGGAGAUCGGCGAAGGGUGCUUCGGAAAGGUCCACAAGGCGGUGUACACGCACCCUGACGGCAGCGAGGAGGACGUGGCCGUGAAAGUGCUCAAGGAGAGCGUGUCCAACGAGGCGCAGGCGGACUUCGAGCGGGAGGUGCAGAUCAUGUCCAGCUUCAAGCACGAGAACAUCCUCAAGCUACUUGGUGUCGUGUUUAAAGAGUCCGGUUCCAUACCCUGGAUGGUCUUCGAGUUCAUGACGUACGGAGACCUGGCGGAGCUGCUCCGAGCCAACGGCUACGGUCGUGACUCGGCAACUAGGAAACCCCCGACUCAGCUCACUCUGUCGAGCCUGCCAUGGCUGGCGACGCAGAUCGCGAGCGGUAUGUGCUACCUGUCGUCCCAGCACUUCGUGCACAGAGACCUGGCCACAAGGAACUGCUUGGUGGGCAAUGACCUCUGCGUCAAGAUCUCCGACUUCGGCAUGUCCCGCGACAUCUACACCUGCGACUACUACAAGAUACGUGGUUCCCGCAUGCUGCCAGUGCGGUGGAUGGCCCCCGAGAGCAUAAUGUACGGCAAGUUCACCCUCGAGUCCGACGUCUGGUCCUACGGUGUAGUCCUGUGGGAAAUCUUCACCUUCGGAAAGCAGCCCUACUACGGCCACUCGAAUGAGGAGGUGGUGAAGCUGAUCCUGCAGGGCAUCCUGCUGAGCCCGCCCGAGGAGUGUCCCGCGCACGUGUGUACCAUCAUGGCAGGCUGCUGGAAGACGGAGCCGCGCGACCGCCUCAGCUUCAGCGACAUCUACAAGCGGCUCGUGGACACGUACCCGCCACCUCCGCCGCCGCAGGAAGAGCCGGAGCCCCUCGAGGAAGAGCUGGACAGCGAAGACUACCUGGUGCCCAAGGCGCCGGCCGCGCCCCGCCACCAACCAUGGUGAAAGGAAGGCACACAAAACACACCCGCGCGCUCAGUCCGCCUCCUCUUACUACCAUCCGGAGGCCAGUGACGCUUUUUGGAGGUCAUCAGGCUCGCAAUCACGCUCACCAGAUGGUUGGCGAGAGUUCGCGCUAGUUCACUGGAAACCACGGUUAUGCCGCUGUUGCUCGGCGAUCGGUUGGUUCUCGGUUUGUGUGUGAUGUACGGUCGAUGACGUGGCUCUGACUCCGGCACGGUUGCGUUUCCACGCCCUGGAGUUCACCAGAAAAAGGCGCGGCGUUAAGACUUCAAAUCGUAAAGUCGCACGUUUCGGAGUAGCAUCUGGUUUUCGGGAAUGGAUUGUUGCAUCCUGUAGUAUAACGCCGCGCCGAAAUGGCCUGACAAGACAGCGCGGCAGGUGGCGCGCGCUAUAAUUAAGGUUACCGAGCUCAAUUUCCUCUAACCACGCCCAGUCAGCUGACGACAGUAUGGUAAGUCGUGCAACUGAGCAAACUAUUACUUAAAAAACUGCGCUCGUCCCCACGACGCUUACUGCGGCCGCCAUCACAAGCUACAUGCCAAUCGAAAGCUGUGGCGCAAAGCGUACGUGUGUUCGCCAUUUGCUGCACGCUUCUUGCGGAGUAUGUUUGGAAAUGAAAGUGAAUCAGGCACGAUGGCGUGGUUAUUUUGUGUCCCGCGUGCAGGAAGGGCUUUGACCGCAGCAGUGGCAAAGGUGUCGCAUCGCUACAUAAAAUCCAGCUCUUAUUAAUCACAAGCCUUGACGGAGACCUUCAGAGGCUUCUGUUUGGGUCGUU
Dermacentor silvarum is the source of this 2028-nucleotide messenger RNA. RefSeq names its product high affinity nerve growth factor receptor-like. Gene Ontology annotation, biological process: cell surface receptor protein tyrosine kinase signaling pathway; cellular response to nerve growth factor stimulus; protein phosphorylation. Lineage: Eukaryota; Metazoa; Arthropoda; Arachnida; Ixodida; Ixodidae. The coding region runs from base 207 to 1235 and encodes 342 amino acids. Gene Ontology annotation, cellular component: axon; signaling receptor complex. The record is from RefSeq and is a predicted model, not a curated record. The transcript has 6 exons. Gene Ontology annotation, molecular function: neurotrophin receptor activity; neurotrophin binding; transmembrane receptor protein tyrosine kinase activity.